Notodromas monacha is the source of this 1629-nucleotide messenger RNA. NCBI's taxonomy places the organism in Eukaryota, Metazoa, Arthropoda, Ostracoda, Podocopida, Cyprididae. The record is from the annotation of a GenBank genome assembly.
AUGCGACGAGCAUAUCGGGGUAGAGGAUGUCCUCAAUUCGGGCUGAGCGGUCGGAAGACGGAGUACACCUGCGAUGCUUGUGACCGCAGUUUUCACAGCGAAGCUGAGCGUAUUUCUCAUGUGGCCGAGCAUCAGAAAUGCCCUUGGGUGGGUUGCAACAUUAUAGCGCAUCCGAAGAUUCUGGAUAAGCACAUCAAUCUGCAGCAUCUCACGGGAUUAGCUGACCGGAUACCAACCUUGAACACUCCGGAGGAAAUUGCGAAAUGGAGGGAAGAGCGUCGGAAGAAUUUUCCUACGAAAUCUAAUGUGGAACGCAAAGCUGCCGAUGCGGAAGAAAGAAAGGCGAAAGGUGUGCUGGAGGCUCCGGUGAGAAAGUUUGCGCAUCCGAGAAUGCCUUACCUAUCCAAUCGAGGAAGGGGUCGAGGUCACAACAGAACUAGUGAUUCUUCAAGAUUUCAGCGGGGGCGUGGGCGGGGUAGAUCCAGUUUCCGUCAAAUCCGUGGCAGAUUUCAUUCGAAUUUUGGGCACUAUCCACCGAACUAUCAGCCGCUGGAAAACACGCCUAUGGAAAUCGAAGAUCCCGAGGCUCCGUUUUUCUUCGGUGAAUUGAGCGAAGAGGAGGGUUCUGACGGUGGAGAUUCCAAAUCAAGCUUUGGAUUCAAAGCUCGAGGUUUCAUGGGAAAAACAAAUGAUGCUCACUUUAGACAGAAACCGGCUUCGAAUACGUUCGAUGUUAACGACGAUGAUGACGAAAAUGUUUGUGAUAUUGAGCGUUUCCAUGGAGUUCAGAGUUUGGUGCGACACAAAAGGGACAUGAAGCGUCGCGUGUACAAGAUCUUCGGACAUUUGUUGUCGAAGGAAAUCCGAGAUUUAAGAAGGGCCAAAAGAGUAGCGAAAGCCGGAGCCAGCUCUUUAAAACCCAAAAAUGAGUGCUCAGAGAUCAGCGACUCAGAUGGAGAAUGUUCGAAAUCUUUGAAUCAGACGGAAUAUCCCGAAAUAAGCCGAUCGAAUCCGGAGAUGGGAUUGCGUGAUCCAACUGCCUCCCAAAGUUCUGGGCUCUUGGCUAUCCUCGGGAAUUACAGUUCCUCGGAAGAGGAAGGCGAAGUGAAAAGUGAUGCAGGUAAUUUUCUGGUUUCGAUUUUCUGGAAACCGGCCCUAAUUUUGAUGCAAUGUACUGCACUGUGGACAGAGGAAAAGCCGGCCGCAAUGCCGGAACUCGAAGACGGGGAGAUAGCCGAAGAUGUUGACAAUUCUCCUAGCGCUCGAAUAUCUUCUGACGUGGCGGAAGAGAAAACGAAAAAUGUUAAGGAAGAAUCGGAUAUUCCUGAAUCUAAAGACACAGCGUUGGCAAAAAGUGCUCGAAGGAAGCGAAAAUACCGUCGCAAAACACAAAAUGCGGAGGAACCGAACGAAGCUGACGUCACGAAAAAUGUAGUUAAGGCAAGCAGUGAUAGAAAAACGGGAGCAACACGUGAUUUACCUCGCAAGCCUUUCGUCGCUCCCAUACGGCAGACGCUUUUGUCCAAGCUUCUUGCGAACGACAUUCUUCGCGAAAGAAGCAUGAUAUUCCAGUGCGUUAAAUUCGUAGUCUCUGAAAACUUCUUCGAUGAAGUUCCGAAGAGCGGAUGA